This is a messenger RNA of Mastomys coucha (southern multimammate mouse), 3621 nucleotides long. RefSeq names its product complement C2 (gene C2). The transcript is spliced from 19 exons. Bases 1098 to 3383 code for a protein of 761 amino acids. NCBI's taxonomy places the organism in Eukaryota, Metazoa, Chordata, Mammalia, Rodentia, Muridae. Gene Ontology annotation, cellular component: extracellular region. Gene Ontology annotation, molecular function: serine-type endopeptidase activity. The record is from RefSeq and is a predicted model, not a curated record. Gene Ontology annotation, biological process: complement activation; proteolysis.
UGCCCCGCGCCCCCCCAGCGCGCGCGCUCCCCGGGAACUGCGCAAUCGGCGUGGCCACCUGCUCUCCUGCGCGACGUCACCCCCGCCCAGCUGUGCGCAGUCGGCCCACCUCCCAGAGCCUCCGACCUGCGGGUGGCCUACCGAUUUUUGGAUCGCUGCUGCCCUCGGGUGCAUCCUCCGCUGAAUAAGCGCACGGUGUCCUCAGGCCACAUUUCCAGACUUGUCCGAGUCUUCCGAAGCGAGUGUCCACUGGAGUCCUCCGGAUCCAAGAGGGAAUUCCACUUUCCACAAAGCCUGAUGGACCAGCGCUCCCAGCUUGCCCGGCUUAGCACACAAUUACUUAAAUCACACUCACUCAUUCUCCCUUCUAUUUUAUCCCACUCUGACUUCUGGCCAACGCCAGGAACCCCACUCAUACUGUGGAAGAUUAGUGCAUUUCACCUUCACCGCGCAAUUAAACCUGGGACUAAUCCUGCAAAUUGAGCAAUUAUUUAUAUUGGUGCCAUCUAUAAUUUUCUCUGCACCCACUCCUUCCUUCUGUCCCACAGUAUCUUAUUCAGAGAGAUGCUCCCCGGCCCUAGAUACCCACUCUACUCUGCGGCUGGCUUUCUUUGCCACUCCUAAACUAACUUCUCCACAACUUCAAGGGAAGGACCCAGGAAAGAAUGCGACUCUUCCUAUGUGCCAAGAAGUUCUCGAAAGAUCAGUUUCGAUUCCUCAGAAGCUAUUCUGGGAAAGACCCAUCGGACCCCGGGGAAUCAGAUCCCCGAGGCAAACUCCAAAAAAGAAGUGAAACAAAAUAAAUAAAACGUUUUGUAGGGCUUGUGGGUUUGUGUGCUGAACACAAUCCACACAAGACCAAAUAGGCUUCAGUGUGUGUGUGUGUGCUGGGCCAAAGGUCCUGUCCCAAAGCUGAGUCCCGGAUCCCUAGCGAUUUCUUUCUCUUUUUCUCCCUGGUACCAUCCCCUUGCCACUCCCCGCGCGGGCGCGCUUCUUUUCAGUCUCUGGCAGCAGAGCCUACUCAACCAACUGUGAUUUCGGGGAAGUCAGAUGACCUUUUCUCUCCCCUGGCUCUCCGGUAUACUGUCCUGGAAACCAUGGCCCCUCUGCUGGCUCUCCUCUGCCUGCAGCUGCUGGGCCCAGGCCUGGCUGCUCUCUCCUGCCCUCAGAAUGUCAAUAUCGUCGGUGGUAAUUUUACCCUCAGCCAUGGUUGGGCCCCUGGGAGCCUCCUCAUCUACUCCUGCCCCCUGGGCAGGUACCCGUCCCCAGCCUGGAGGCACUGCCAGAGCAACGGACAGUGGCAGACACCAAGAUCUAGCUCACUUCCCACCCUGCGAUCCUCUCCGUUGCUUAAAGCAGUCUGCAAACCUGUUCGAUGCCCAGCUCCUGCAUCCUUUGAGAAUGGCAUCUAUACCCCUCGGCUGGGGUCCUAUCCUGUGGGUGGCAACCUGAGCUUCGAGUGUGAGCAGGGUUUCACUUUGCGCGGUUCGCCUGUGCGGCACUGUCGCCCCAACGGCCUGUGGGAUGGAGAGACGGCUGUGUGUGACAAUGGGGCUAGCUACUGCCCCAACCCAGGCAUCUCAGUGGGCACAGCUCGGACAGGCUCGAGCUUUGACCUUGGGGACAAGGUCAGUUACAAAUGCUCCUCCUCAAAUCUGGUAUUGACCGGCUCUGCAGAGCGGGAGUGUCAGAGCAACCGAGUGUGGAGUGGGUCGGAACCCAUCUGCCGACAGCCGUACUCUUACGACUUCCCGGAGGAUGUAGCAUCCGCCCUAGGGACUUCCUUUAACAACCUGCUUGGAACCAUCAAUCCCACCCAGAAGAGGACAGAAAAUCUGGGCCGUAGAAUCCAAAUCCAGCGCUCGGGUCAUCUGAACCUCUAUCUGCUGCUUGAUGCUUCUCAGAGCGUGUCGGAAGAAGACUUCGAAAUCUUCAAGGAGAGCGCCUCACUCAUGGUGGACAGGAUCUUCAGCUUUGAGAUAAAGGUCAGCGUAGCCAUCAUCACCUUCGCCUCUCGGCCUAAAACCGUCAUGUCGGUCCUGAAUGAGAGAUCCCGGAAUGUGAUGGAGGUGAUGGCCAGUCUGGACUCUGUCCGCUACAAAGAUCACGAAAAUGCCACUGGCACUAACACUUUCGAGGCUCUCAAUAGCGUCUACUUCAUGAUGAAUAACCAGAUGGAUCGCCUUGGCAUGGAGACCUCUGCCUGGCGGGAAAUCCGCCACGCCAUCAUCCUUCUGACCGACGGAAAAUCCAACAUGGGUGGCUCUCCCAAGCCAGUAGUCGAUAACAUCAGAGAGAUCCUGGACAUCAAUCAGAAUAGAAAUGACUACCUGGACAUCUAUGCUAUUGGGGUGGGCAAGCUGGAUGUGGACUGGAAAGAACUGAACGAGCUGGGGUCCAAGAAGGACGGCGAGAGGCAUGCCUUCAUCUUGCAGGAUGCAAAAGCUGUGCAGCAGGUCUUUGAGCACAUGCUGGAUGUCUCUAAGCUCACCGAUACCAUCUGUGGGGUGGGGAACAUGUCCGUCAAUGCCUCUAACCAGGAGAGGACACCUUGGCAAGUCACCUUUAAGCCCAAGAGCAAGGAGACUUGCCAGGGGUCGCUCAUCUCUGACCAGUGGGUGCUGACAGCAGCUCACUGCUUCCAUGACUCUCCGAUAGAGGACCAACACCUGUGGAGGGUCAUCGUGGGGGAUCCCACCGCUCAGCAUGGCAAAGAGUUUCUUGUGGAGAAGGUGAUAAUUGCCCCAGGGUUUAAUGUCUACGCAAAGCGGAACCAGGGCAUCUCAGAGUUCUAUGCUGAUGACAUCGCCUUGCUGAAGCUAUCUCAGAAAGUGAAAAUGUCCACCCAUGCCAGGCCCAUCUGCCUUCCUUGCACUGUGGAGGCCAACAUGGCUCUGCGGAGAUCCCCGAGCAGCACUUGUAAAGACCAUGAGACAGAGCUGCUGUCACAGCGGAAAGUUCCUGCGCACUUUGUAGCUUUGAAUGGGGACAGACUGAACAUGAACCUCAUGACAGGUCCUGAGUGGACAAGGUGUAUCAAGGCUGUCUUACAAAGCAAAAACAUCUUCCCCGGCUUGACAGACGUUAGCGAGGUGGUGACAGACCAGUUCCUGUGCAGCGGGAUGGAGGAGGAAGAGGACAACCCUUGCAAAGGAGAAUCUGGGGGAGCUGUUUUCCAUGAGCGAAGAUACAGGUUUUUCCAGGUGGGCCUGGUGAGUUGGGGUCUUUUCGACCCUUGUCAUGGUUCCUCCAACAAAAACUCCCGCAGGAAACCUCCGCACGGUGUUCUGCCGAGGGACUUCCACAUCAAUCUCUUCCGCCUGCAGCCCUGGCUGAGGCAGCACCUGGAUGGUGUCCUGAACUUUUUGCCCCUUGGUCACUGACUUCUUUAUUAGUCUGAACCUCCUGUCUAAUACCUCUGAGUGUUCUCACUCCUGGGUGCAUAAAUCCUGGGCCCCAGGAACCCAGAGACAGUGGCAGAAGCUAGGGAACUCCAAGGUUGUGCCAGGACCGCUGUGCCACCUGCGAAGCAAGUCUCCCUCUGGCAUGGAUGACCCGCGCUUCUUUUGCUUUCACACGGAAUUUCCCAGUUAUGAAAUUAAUAAAAAUCAAUGAUUUCCA